CAAAAUCCAAGUAAGGAGAUAGUGAAGAUUUUUGAUAAUAUUGUGAAAAAGCCAGAAACUGAAGACCAAAGAACUAAACAAAAAGCCUGGGACAAGAAGAAUCCACCAACCUGGCCACUAGAGUUGUAUUAG
Messenger RNA from Ambispora leptoticha, 132 nucleotides. Lineage: Eukaryota; Fungi; Glomeromycota; Glomeromycetes; Archaeosporales; Ambisporaceae. The record is from the annotation of a GenBank genome assembly.